Linum tenue is the source of this 2638-nucleotide messenger RNA. The record is from the annotation of a GenBank genome assembly. NCBI's taxonomy places the organism in Eukaryota, Viridiplantae, Streptophyta, Magnoliopsida, Malpighiales, Linaceae.
CAACACAAAAAAGAAAAAUGUGGCGGUGGCGAAGGAAAGGAAGGAAGGAUGUCGCUGGUGAAACGGAAAUGACAGCGGCGGCGACAUGACAAUUGAGAACAACACGGGAAAGGUUAAAAUGCCGUUUGGCGUCCGUCUCUCCCACAUUUCAAUAUCAAUUCCUUUUCUCGAUUAAAUCGUCCCUUCUUCUUCUUCAGUUCUUCUUCUUCUCCACUUUAAUUGCCGUAUUUAUUUUUUUUCUGCUACGCUUGUUUUUUUUAUUAAUAUAAUUGUUACCCCGCUCGACUCUCCUCGUCGGCAGGCACAAGUGAAAAAGAGUAAGAAAAGACAAAAAAAAUCACGUCUGGGUGCGGGAGCGCAUUUUUCUCGGCUUGCGCAGACUCUCUCCCGUCAUUCCCGGCCCGGCUUCCUCCCUCAAUUUUCUUCUGUAAUUCUCCCCGCCGGAAUUGCAAGCUCAGAUGAAAGGAGGUGGCUUCAAAGUGAAAGGUCGAGAGUUAACUCUUCUCCUAAUCGUGCUUGCAUGCACAACCAUUAUUAUGCUGUCAUGGGAGAGAACCCCACUUCUUUCUGCAUCACUUCCUGCUAAUGAUCCCUUACAGACAUACUCGGAGAUAUCGCUAAACUUAACUGAUAUGGAGGAGAAAGAUAAAGUCUUCACAGAAGCAGGCGAAGAUCAUACUGCAGAAAACCCUCCAAGCUUGAGAGAAGCAGGAGAUCCUAAUCAGAAUGUUGAACAGAGUUUGAAUUUGACAUCACAAGGAGUCGCUGAGGGGGGACAAGAAGACGAGAAUACACCAGAAGUAGGAGAUAAACAAGAGAAAUUGCCAAACUUAAUUGAUAUGGAGGAGAAGGAUAAACUCUUCACAGAAGCAGGCGAAGAUCAAACUGCAGAAAAGCCUCCAAUCUCGAGAGAAGCAGAAGGAGAUCCUAAUCAGAAUGUUGAACAGAGUUUGAAUAUGACAUUACAAGGAGCCGCUGAGGGACAACAAAAUGACGAGAAUACACCGGAAGUGGGAGAUAAACAAGUUUGUAAUUAUGCAAAAGGGAAGUGGGUGGUAGAUGACAGCUUGCCUUUAUAUUCUGGAUUUGAUUGCAAGCAGUGGCUAGCACCAGGGUGGGCCUGUCGGUUGAUGCAACGGACUGAAUUUUCUUAUGAGAAGCUCAGAUGGCAACCAAAAGAUUGUACAAUGGAGCGGUUCAAUGGAGAUGAGUUCUUGAAAAGGAUGCGAGGCAAGACUCUAGCUUUUGUUGGAGAUUCAUUAGGUCGCCAGCAGUUCCAGUCUCUAAUGUGUAUGAUCACUGGAGGGUUAGAAAGGAACGAUGUCCUCGAUGUCGGAAGCGAGUACGGACUUGCCGUCCCUGAAAACGGCCGUCCCGAUGGGUGGGCUUAUAGGUUUCCCACCACAAAUACCACUGUCCUCUAUUACUGGUCUUCUUGCCUCUCUGACGUGGAACGUAUCGACCCUAAGGAUCCAAACUCACACUAUGCCAUGCACCUCGAUCGCCCUCCAGCAUUCCUGCGUGAAAAUCUGCACAGAAUCCACGUCCUAGUUCUAAACACGGGGCACCACUGGAACCGCGGGAAGCUGAGUGCUAAUCGGUGGGUCAUGCAUGUUGGUGGUGUCAAGAACACCAACAAGAGGCUGUCAACCAUGGGGGAUCUCAAGAAUUUCACAAUUCACAGUAUUGUUAGCUGGGUGAACAGCCAGCUACCGGAGAAUCCGCAGCUGCAGGCUUUCUAUCGUAGCAUAUCUCCCAGGCAUUUCUCUGGUGGGGAAUGGAACACUGGUGGGAGUUGUGACAGCACCAUACCUAUGUCCAUAGGGAAGGAAGUAGCGGACGAGGAGAGUAAGGAUUACAGCGCCUGGCAUGCAGUGCAGGGAACCGGGGUCAAGAUUCUGGAUAUAACGUCUUCGUCCAAGCUCAGGGAUGAGGGUCAUAUAUCGAGAUACAGCCUAACAGCGAAACGAGGUAUGCAAGAUUGCCUGCAUUGGUGUCUGCCUGGUGUUCCUGACUCGUGGAACGAAAUCCUCUUUGCACAAAUCAAAUGAAGUGUCGGAAAACGGGUACUUGUAAGUAAGUUUAGUCCACAUAUUCAUACAGGUAGUUUGCUUUGGGAAAGAAGAACCGAUCCAAGCUCUUUUCUAGCCGUGAGAAGAAGAUUUGGUUAGUGGGAAAUGUGGUUUGUGAAUAGUGGAUGGCCGGAAGGGAAGAUUGAGGAGAAAGAACUGGGUCCGUGAAGGUAAUUGUUCUCCCCGAUAAUGAACUAAUGAAGUUAGUUCCAUUGUUGAUAGGACACGGACGGUAAUGAACUUUGUACACACGGUGGAGGCAUUGAUGGAAAAAAACCAAUCAAGGGCACCUUAUAGACACACGGUUAGGGCACAAUGUAAUUUCCUAUCUGUAAUAUGACGAUAGUUUUAUGGAAAUUUUGGAUUGAUGGAUUCUAAUAUUUGAUUUGAUUAGUAUUUGGCAAGAGGUGGUGCGGUAAAAUGUCAUCACGUUCAUCCAACGGUUGUGACUUGCAAGUCAUGGUGAUUUGAUGGAAAAAAAUCAUAUCAGUAAAGAGGUCGAUUGUUUUCCCCAAAUCAUGGUGACUUGCACCAUAACAAAGUCCUAACCAUUUUUAAUAUUGUAC